Messenger RNA from Mesorhabditis spiculigera, 4086 nucleotides. Lineage: Eukaryota; Metazoa; Nematoda; Chromadorea; Rhabditida; Rhabditidae. The record is from the annotation of a GenBank genome assembly.
AUGCUGAAGUCAUCGAAGAAGAAGGAGGGCAAGGAGAAGCCGGAACAAGGCACCUCGGCUGAGGGCGACAAAGGCAAGAAAGGCGAUGACGGCAAAGACGGCAGCAAGCGUCCGGUCAUCCCAUCGAUUCGAACCGAAGACUGCUCUAGCUCUUCGGGCGCUGAUGCUGGCCCGCCGGUAACUGCUCUGAAGCGCACUUCUUAUGGGGGAGGGCCCACGCUGCCGCGUCGGGAUCGGCGGCAAUCGAGCAGCUUGUUCGCCAUCUCGCAGAAUCGGGAGAUCCAGUCGUUGCCGGACAUCAACACGGCUGCCCCCGCUGAUGCCGAGCCUCUCUUCAUCCAAAAGCUGCGCCAAUGUUCCGUGGUUUUCGACUUCACCGACCCCUUGUCGGAUAUCAAAUUCAAGGAGGUGAAACGUGGCGCUCUGAACGAAUUGAUCGGCUACAUCACGACGAAGCGCCAAGUUAUCACUGAAAGUAUCUACCCAGAAGCCGUCAACAUGUUCUUCGUCAACAUCUUUCGCUCCCUGCCGCCGCCGACCAACCCGAGCGGCGCCGAAUACGAUCCGGAUGAGGAUGAGCCGAAUCUGGAGGCGGCCUGGCCGCAUCUCCAGCUCGUUUACGAGUUCUUCCUUCGGUUCCUCGAAUCGCCCGACUUUGUUCCGGCGUUCGGAAAGAAGUACAUCGACCAGAAGUUUCUCGUCAAGCUCCUUGCGAUCAUGGAUUCCGAAGACCCUCGCGAACGCGACUUCUUGAAGACUACUUUGCACCGAAUUUACGGCAAAUUCUUGAACCACCGUGCUUUCAUCCGCAAGACUAUCAACAACAUAUUUUACUCGUUCAUCUAUGAGACGGAGCGGCACAACGGAAUCGCCGAGUUGCUCGAGAUCUUGGGUUCUAUCAUCAACGGUUUCGCGGUCCCAUUGAAGGAAGAGCACAAGCUUUUCCUGCUUCGCGUCCUGCUUCCAUUGCACAAGACAAAGGCCAUGAACGUCUACCACCCGCAGCUUGCCUACUGCGUUGUUCAAUUCCUCGAAAAGGAUCCUGCGCUGACCGAGCCCGUCGUCCAUGGUUUGCUUCGGUUCUGGCCCAAGGUCCGCAGUCCGAAAGAGAUUCUCUUUUUGACUGAAGUCGAAGAGAUUCUCGAGAUCAUCGACCCGGACCAGUUCAAGAAGGUGAUGCGUCCGCUUUUCACCCGGACGAUCCACGGGCUUAUCUACAAUGCGCUGAAAUCUUUGAUGGAGGGCAACCAACGUCUUUUCGACGAGUGCACGAAGAACUACGCCAAGCUUCGAGCCCAAGAGCGAGAAGCUCGUGUCAGGACCGACGAAAAAUGGCAGCUCAUCGAGAAGGCGGCUCGUGGGAACCCUGUGUGGCAAGAGGUCACGGACACCUUCCCCGACGAGCUUCGCGCCCAGUUCGAGCAGCUCGCCUUGGACGAGGAGCCGGAGCAGCGGUCACAGCCCGUUGACCCCAGUGUCGACUUGUCGCAGGAGACGUCGGCCGAGAAGGACAGCAGUUUUUAUCAGAAAAAGAGCGAGGUCCCGCCGGAUGUUUUGACGGAGCGAGCCCUCGACGAGCAUCAGCGCCACGAUCCGUACCUCCGGCCGGUUGACAAUGAAGAAGUCGCGAAUUUCGAGAUGAUCACCAAGGUGCUCUUCCGCGAGAAGCGGCACGACCCCGAGGAUUGUGUCCUGCUGCUCGACAAGUAUCGUGUGCGCCUGCUCGAAACGAAGACGGUCCCAAUCUACGAGGACUCACCCGCCUACGUUGCAGCCAACCCAGCGAUUCUGGUCGUCGACUUUCCAAGGGCCAAACUGGAUGACAGCUGUUCUUCUGCUCGCAGAACCAGUCAAGACUCUGAUAGCUCGGAUGACGACGAAAAUGGCCCGCUUCACUUCUCGUUCCUGACCCUCGACAAGCUCGAGAAACAAUGCGAGGGACAGACUAGCAAGUUGGCGGCGCUGCUUGCGCGCAACUACUCGCCGUGUGUGCGGUCAUUUGAUGCCGUACCGGUCCCUACGCAGCAGGCCGCGACUUUGCGACAAUUGUUGAUCAACAAAGCCGCCGACUUUUUUGAGCAAUCCCUCAGCCGUCUGCCUAUUGUCAUAGUGGUUGACGGCCGGGAUAUGCUCGCCGCCACCUAUUUCGGAGUGCAGCGCCUUCCUGGUGAUCGGAUCUCCACAUCGAACACGCGCUUUUUGGGACCCGCAUCAAAAGAUGUCGAGGCUUUACUCGAUGAUACGAAGGCCAGAUACAAGGGGCGACGCACAAAGGCUAAACAUGUCGUGACUUACGAGUUGCUACCAGAAUGGCAUCGCAAGCGGGUCGUUCGUACUGCCGCCAUUUCGAUCACGUUUUCUUGGGAUGGAGAUGAGGUUCGCUGCCUUGGGAAGGUGCCCGCUGAUGCCAUGGGCACAAUGUCGAUUACCCCAGGCUGGAAAGACAAUCGUGUCUGCCUUUUCGGGAUCAGCAAUGAAUUGGAGCAGCUGCUGAACAUAUGCGAUACCCUGCGGGCGAACGACAUCACACAAAUGAAAUGGCCGAAAGAAGACGCAUCAAAUGAUGAGAUGGUGAUCGCCGCAGACGUUCAGAAGGUCGUUGAAGACUGUCGCGAGUUUGCUAGGCGCAAUGGCUCUGACCAGGGACAUAUGCGUUUCCUCGACAUGACCGAGCAGCUCUGGGGCGUCUACCGGCGCUGCGAAUCGUCCCAACAGCUAGCCCGGGCCAUUCGACUUCUCUUCGACUCGUUGGCCGCCGGCAUGGCAAAUACCAUUGUCCAUCAAGAAAACAAAACGACUCUGGCGCGCCUGAUCCGGGAUGCGUGCCGUAACGAGCUGAUGCUGCCGCGCCUCGAGGGGUUGAUCCCGAUCCAAAUUUUGGCGGAAAUCGGUGCUGAAAAGCUGUCACGGGAAAUUCAGGAAAUUUGCAAGCGCAACGACCUGGUCCGGGAAGAGGAGACUAUUAUCCAACACCUCACCGCCGGCUUCAAGCAAACGGCUCCUAUUGAAGAACGCGCACCAGGCCUCAAGAACCUUCUUCUCGCCGUGCAGACAAUGCAGCUGAUGAAGCAAUACAUGAACCCCAGCGGCCAAUUCAAGAUGUAUGAGCACGGGCAGCGAGUCCUCGAAUUCUUCGCCAAGACCCCGACCGACCAGCUCGAUGCCGCCACGUUCUCUUCGCAGCACUGCUUCGUCGACUUUGCGUCGAACGUCUUUGAAGUGUACAUGCCGUCGACAUGGUCCGCAGAACAUUGGUAUUGGUGUGGCGGUGACCGAGAGAUCCAUACAAUCACCCACUAUACUCGCCAUUCGCGUCUGGAACACCUGCAGAUGCUAUGCUUCAACGAGAAGCUUGACGAGCAGGAGGACCAGCCCAUGGAAGAAGAAGUCAAACAAGAGGUCCUCUCCCCGGUCAAGAAACGCCUCCGCGCGGAAAGUUCGUCGGCGAAGAGACAGGACGCGUCUGAUGCCAAAUACUCUUGCACCCUGACCACGAUCUCGACCACCAUGGAUUUACACGCCGAGAGGAAUAAUACCUUCGCGCAAGAGUACUUUGGCUUUUCGCCCGCAGGAUUGACGGAUAGCGUCCACAAUAUUGUUAUCGAAAGAUGGGGCCAGCUUGUUGACGGCGUUUUGAACGACCCUGCCCUACCAGCGGAAAUGAAGAAUUCGGACACCAGGUCGGCUCUUGCAACUCUACUCAACAAGAACAACGUUUUCAAGCAAGCACUGGAUUGUUUUGAUGAACGACUGCGCAAAUACAUCAUGCGAAUCCCGGAUGAAGUGACUUUGCCAGAGCACCUCGACAAUCUGGAGCUUCCGGAAGGCUACAGUUUGAAGGCGGUUGAGCGAGAAAUUGCGGCGCUGGAGCAGGAGUUGAUAGAGAAACGGAUCACCGUGGCCAAACAACGAGCUGAAGAGCGGGACAUCAACGACAGCGCGCAGAUUCUGGCGGCGAUGUACGCGCGUAUUGCUGGCGACGAUGACGAAACGGCUUCGUAUCUGAGCACGACACUCGGUAACCUGACGAUAAGCAAGAGCAACCUCGAAGACCCGACGGAUGGUGAAAUGGCCGACGAAGCCGAC